Molecule: messenger RNA, 1911 nt
Organism: Kuraishia capsulata CBS 1993
Lineage: Eukaryota; Fungi; Ascomycota; Pichiomycetes; Pichiales; Pichiaceae
Exons: 1
Coding region: 1-1911 (636 amino acids)
Biological process (GO): signal transduction; regulation of GTPase activity
Cellular component (GO): cytoplasm
Source: RefSeq, a predicted model, not a curated record
AUGGCUGAGCCUACCGUUGGCGAGAUUCCCAGCUCAAAACAGCUUCUCCAAACGCCCCAAAUAUCCCAAAUAUUGAAUUCAGAAUCAACCUUGGAUGUUCUCUUGGCUCGGCUUAAGACGGGUAUUCUCUCGUGUGAGAAAUUCUCCAAGUUUCUCAAAAAGAAGAUUCAGCUGGAACAACAUUCAAGCAUGGAGCUGAAGAAGAACUCCACGCGUACGAUUGAGGCAAUCGGCUUGUUCAGAAAUACCGACACGCUCAUGAAGAACCUCAAAUUUAUCAUUUCCUUAGACCAAGAGAUCGGCAAAGACGUGUACGAUCCAUACGUCAGCAGUCUGACCAAGAUUGCCAACGAUGUUCAGUCUCUACAGGAUGGCUUCAAGAGACUACGCAAAAGCAUCAAAGAUGAAGCUUAUAAGCGCGAGCAGGACUAUAAGGAUGCAAAUCAGGCCUAUGGAAAGGCCACGAAACGUGUUCGCGAUUUGCGCGAGGAGCUUUCGAAGAUCCGGAAUGGCGAUCCUUCGGGGAGAAGGUUUACGCGCAGAACGCGGACCGGUGCCCAUGCUGAAGAUGAGACGGCCUCAAAACUCAGAGAUGCUGAGCUUGAAUGUUCGCGUUUGAAGGAUCGGGCUGAAAAACUGAUCAAAGACCUCACUUUAAUCCACAGGCCUAAGACUAAUGAAAGGCUCAAGAACCUUAUUCUCGAGCUUGAUUCCGCGGUGAGUCUUGAGCUUGAAAAGUAUGCCACUUUCACAGAGGCAUCCAUCAUGCGAAUGGGAAGGAUAGUGCUACCAGUUGAUGAGUCGAAGUCAAUGAUGACCUCUGCUGUUAGCAUUGAUAACGAGAAGGACUUGUACAAUCAUCUGGUUUCGAACUCAAAGGGCGGCAGGAAACCAGCUUCGGCGAUUGGAUCUGCUCCGGGAUCAAGACAGGCCUCCGCUUCGUCAAUCGAACCUCCAGUUCCCGUUAUAUCGCUUCCUGUAGCGACUGCAACACCUUCGACACCCAUUCCGACUACCCCAAGCCAUUCCAGUCAACUUCGGGCUGCAGAGGUUGUUCCUCAAACAGCUUUGUCAAGUGCUGGUGAUGAUAAAGAAAUUGCGGCAAUGCCGGUUUACUCUUCACUGGACCCUGCCAGUUCUUCUCCUACUCCACAGGCCACUAACGCCAAUAUGUGGGGACCACGGCCUUUAGAUCCAGACGCUUCCACCAUACCUGCGAGUCCGGUUCCUUCUGUUGGCAAUGUCUCAAAUGUCUCCACUCACACUGCUGUUCCAGCAUCUACCAAUCAUGGGUCUGUUGGUACAGUCCAAGGUGUUUACGGAGUGCCUCUCGAAACUCUGUGUUCGAUUUCCCAGAGUGGUGUCCCUGAUUUUGUGAUGAUCUGUAUUGAACUUUUGGAGAAAUAUGGAUUGACUGUUGAGGGUAUUUACCGCAAGAGUGCCAACAAGUCAAAGGUCGAUUCUUUGCGUGACAAAAUCAACGCGAACCCAGCCCAGACUCGCGAGAUUUUGACUCCCGCCGAUCCUCAGAAUGUGGAGGAUGAUGUCUAUGCGAUUUCGACUUUGCUCAAGUCGUUUUUCGCGUCUCUUCCUGAAAAGCUGAUUCCAGCAGUUUUCAAACCUCAUCUUGAGAAACUCGCAAGCGAACCCACUGAUGAAGAAUUCGUCGCCAGCUCCCAGAAGUUUGUAGAUUCCUUGCCAGAUCCACAAUACUUCACUCUCGAAGAUCUUCUCAAGCACUUGCGCCAGGUAUCUUUGCUCAAGGACAGAAACAGAAUGACUGCAAUGAACCUAGGAACUGUUUGGGGAUUGAACAUCCUAGACUAUGACCCAUCUCAGCCGGAAGUGGCUACCAGUCUGGCCAAACUGAUAGAGUUUGCGCCUCAGAUAUACCCAUCUGUUGACCAAUGA